UCCUUGUGCAUUGUUGAUUUCUCGUUGGAAGAGCUAAUUAUGAGGCAUAAAUUCCAUCUGCUGUGGCUCUUAAUCAGCCUUGAAUGUUCCAGCUCGCAAAAGCCAACAAGCCCAAUGACUGCAGCUACAGUAAAUUGUUCAAACUGCGAUUCCAAUGCUUCAUGCGAAGAACAUGGAGACCUGCAUCGAUGUGUCUGCAGAGAAGGAUUCACCGGAGAUGGUGCCACUUGCUUUGAUAUAGACGAGUGUUCCCACACUGAUUUGAAUCGUUGUCACUCUUUAGCGAUCUGUAUUAACAACCAGGGCAACUAUUCCUGUUCUUGUCCCAAGGGCUACAAAGGCGAUGGCUACCACUGUGAAGCUACCACUGGUUUUGCUGAGGACUGUGUGGGAAUCAAUGGAUCCCGUAGUUGCGUCGACCCAUGUUUGAGCCACACGGUUCUGGAACAGUCAUGGAGAAGCAUGUCCUAUGGGUCAGGAUCCAACUGUGACAGUGAUAAAAUUGGGUGGUAUCGGUUUGUAGGCCAUGGAGGAACUCGUAUGCCUGAAACCUGUGUACCAAAACGGAGGUGCAAUACUUUUGCACCUAUGUGGUUAAAUGGCUCACAUCCCACCAGUGAUACUGGAAUAGUAAAUCGCAUUGCCUGUGCCAAUUGGGAGGGAGCUUGUUGCUAUUGGUCCAUCCCUGUCCAGGUGAAAGCUUGUGUUGGUGGCUAUUAUGUCUACAAACUUGAUGGGACACCAACCUGUACCUUGUCUUAUUGCACAGAUCCCAAGUACAUUGACAACCCAUGUCCCCAAUGCAACACAGAGGAAGAAUGCAGGCUGGAGAAUGGAGAAUGGGGUUGCUAUUGCAGUACAGGAUCCCCCAGCUCUGAUAUUUCCAGCUUGGAACCACAACUGGAAUGUGGUGCGAAUGAAAUCAAAGUCUCUUUGGAAAAAUGUAUCCUGAAUCAAAUGGGGAUCCAUAAUGCAGUCGUGUACUUGAGGGACUACAAGUGUGCUGGUUUCGAAGAAAAGCAAAACAGGACCAUGAUCUCAGUGGUCACUCCCACACAAAGUGGCCAAUGCGGAACACAGUUGACAAAAAAUGAAACCCACGCUACAUAUAGUAACACACUAUAUCUGGCAGAUGGGACUGUCACCAGGGAGGAUGAAAUCAAAAUUAAUUUUCACUGCUCGUACCCGCUGGAUAUGGAAAUCAGUCUCGAAACAGCCAUCCAGCCCAUUGUCAGUUCAGUCAACAUCAGCACUGGAGCAGCAGGAGUGUUUCUAGUUAAGAUGGCUCUUUACAGAGAUCAGAAUUACACGUCACCCUAUGAGGGAGCAAAGGCCAUAUUAUCAACAGAAGACUGGCUGUAUGUUGGCGUCAUGAUCACUGAAGGAGACACAUCUCAGUUCGUCCUGCAGAUGGAUAAUUGUUUUGCAACACCAACAGAAAAUGCCACGGAUCCCUUGAAAUAUUACAUAAUUCAAAACAGAUGCCCGAACACACAGGAUUCAACAAUAGAAGUCCCAGAAAAUGGAGUUGGGCCUCAGGGACAGUUUUCUCUUCAAGUAUUCAAGUUUGUUGGGAAUCAUAACCUUGUUUACCUCCAUUGUGAAAUCCGUCUCUGUGACACUAGCACUGAAACAUGCAAACCAAGUUGCUCCAAAAUUGGAAGCCGCCGGGCUGCUGAAGUGAGGGUUGACACUUAUAGUUUGACACUGGGUCCUCUCUUCCAAAGAGGUUUCCCAUCAGAGGCUGGUUCUGCUGCUGCAUCCUAUGCUUUACAAGGAGCAUGUGUUACUGUGCUGAUACCGGCUACAAUGAGCUUGUUUCUGCAUUCAUUUACCUAGAAGAAAGUCAGAGCGGCUCACUCUGCUGAAAAGACAAAUGGAUGAAGAUAACAUGAUGCAGAACAAUGUGCUACCUCCCUUAUUCUAUUGGUGGGAGAAUCUAGGCUGAUACGCUUUUCUUAAAUUUGUUCAGUCUUCUGUUGAUCUAGUCUUCCUGCUAGUUUCCCUUGUAGGGGCAGCUAGAAACCAAAGGAUGUUCCAGGCGCAAAAUAUCAUUUCAAUGUGUUGAGGGAAGAUAAUAAGGUUGUGACUGCCAACUAGUUAUGAUGCUCAUAUGUCACCUUUAGUAUCAGAAGCUAUUAGUCCCAACUAGAGUAGAUCUCUUGAACCAGUGGCAUACAUCUAAGUGUACCUUAGCAACUUUCAUUUGUUUCAAAACGUAUGCUCACUAACAGCUGGAUUCAGUUGAUAGGCAGGACAUGCAUUUGGAGGAAGGAAACUUUUGCACUCAGGCCCUUCUUAGGAGGAGGUCAAUCUGGGAACAAAAUGCUGCUUCGAGAAGCCUGUUCUUGUCACAAUGGUGGGAAAGGUUGUGAUUUAUAGUUUUCCCCUUCCUCAAUCAUGGCCUCCCUAUGCUGCGCACUGGACUGAUUGUCUCAGAGACAAGCUAGAAAAAAAAAUCAACCUAUACAUAGCAGAGUCCUUAUCAGUUAUC
This is a messenger RNA of Anolis sagrei ordinatus, 2494 nucleotides long. RefSeq names its product uromodulin (gene UMOD). Lineage: Eukaryota; Metazoa; Chordata; Lepidosauria; Squamata; Anolidae. The record is from RefSeq and is a predicted model, not a curated record. Gene Ontology annotation, molecular function: calcium ion binding. Gene Ontology annotation, cellular component: cell surface; apical plasma membrane. Gene Ontology annotation, biological process: neutrophil migration.